AUGUUCAUCCACACUCAUAUAGCAAAAUACAAUUCAUUCUCCACAGGAGCCUCACAGGACCACGAAGAAGUCAAGACUUCCACAAAGAACAUCUCAUCAGCUUCAAGUUGUCUUUCCAUCAUGGAAUCUCUCGAGGGCCCGUUACCCCAAGUGAGAUGGCUUGCUGACGUCUAUAUCGCGUUAAUCCGAACGAGACAGGAUGUUGAACAAAAUAUUACCAACCUGGAAGAAACUAUUCGGCGCUCUCGCAACACCGAGAAAGUUGAUGACAUACAAAAAUAUCUUUCAAGCCUUUUCCCAGCAUUCCGCGGGUUAGAUUCGCUGUUUGAAAAGUUGAGCGGUUUUACAUCGUGCGCUCUGGAUAUGGAUGUCGAGGAGCAGGAAUUGCAUAGGUUCAGACAUCAUGUAUCCGACCUCUGGAGAGAUUAUGGACAUGCGAUGCAGAUCAUGAAAAUACAUGCAUUGUGUUGCUGUAUAUCAGAUGCCAAGCUUCAUCAAGGCUUAGAGUACCUUCAGAAAGAGAUGCGUGAUUUCCAAGCUGCUUGCGGAGCAAGAAAGGUGCAAUUGAAAUCCCUCUACAGGGUAAUAUCAGAACCGCCAACCUCACGCCACGAACCGUGGCCAAAACCAGGAACCAUAACCCGCCGUACCACUGAUCCGUCUGGCAUGGCCACAUGUCAUCUGUCAGUCGUGGAGCGCAUGAUAGGCGAGGUGGAACAGUUUAAGGCGAUUAAAAAACUCCUUGAGAAAACACAGGACCAAUUCUAUGAACAAAUAUCUGAGCAAGAUGCCACUAAAGUUCGAGACGCCUAUAUAACACUUGAAUAUGCUCAGCGCCUCGUCGUGGAUGGCAGAAUAGCUAGGGAAAGUUACAUGGAGGAAGAAGAAGAAGUGCUUGAUGAGCUCUUGGCCGCCGACGAUGUCAGCUCCAUGAUUAAGGAAAGAAUACGUGACUGUCUCGAUUGCCUCCGAGCCUACCGAAGCGACUAUGAAAUGGAAUCUCAACAGAGCCAUGGUUAUGAAAAGGAAAAUGACAAUUCGAACAACUGA
Messenger RNA from Histoplasma mississippiense, 1050 nucleotides. RefSeq lists its product with no specific name. The record is from RefSeq and is a predicted model, not a curated record. The transcript has 2 exons. The coding region runs from base 1 to 1050 and encodes 349 amino acids. NCBI's taxonomy places the organism in Eukaryota, Fungi, Ascomycota, Eurotiomycetes, Onygenales, Ajellomycetaceae.